UCAGCGAGAGCACAACGUGAACGUGUGAACGCGCGAGCGAGGUGGUGAAGCUUUCUGGGGGGAACGUAUUCUAACGCGGGGACCGAGAGAGAGACGUCAGCACGGAUUUCCUUUGGGAUAAACGGACCGGCCUCGCUGCUAAAACGAUGCCUCAUACUAGGCGGUACCCAUCCUCGGAGCGGGCCAGUAGAGGCAGCCACCAGGAUCGGUACCGAGGUCGUAAGCAUCGGCGCCGACGAACCCCCUCUAUCUCCUCCAGCAGCGACAGAGAACGGGAGCGUAGAGGCGGGGUACACAGGCGCGAGGACAGCUACUUGCGCUCCAGGAGCUAUGACAAUCGUUCUUCAGACCGGAGGCCAUAUGACCGACGCUAUUGCGAGGGCUACCGGCGACUGGACUACAGCCGUGAGAGGGAGCGCGACAGAGAGAGGGAACGGGAGAGGGAGCGGGCAGCUGCUGAAGGCUACUACACUCACGCCGACUUCACCCCCCGCCCCUACGACUUCAGACGAGACAGAGAAAGGGAGCGCAACAGGGAGCGGGAGGAGUCGUAUGGGCGGAAGGGCAGCAGGCGUAAGCACAAACGAAGGAGGCGUAGAACCAGGUCCUAUAGCGGAUCCUCAUCGCUCUUGGACUUGAGGAGCAACAGCCGGACGCGGGCGUUGAGUGUGAGGGACGACGAGGAAGGGCACCUGAUCUAUCGGAGUGGGGACGUCCUGCAAGAGAGAUAUGAGAUUGUCAACACAUUGGGGGAGGGCACCUUUGGGAGGGUAGUACAGUGUGUGGACCAUCAUAGGGGUGGAGCUCGUGUCGCCUUAAAAAUCAUCAAAAAUGUGGAGAAGUACAAAGAGGCAGCGCGGCUGGAGAUCAAUGUGCUGGAACGCAUCAACGAGAAGGACCCAGAGAACAAGCAUCUGUGUGUGCAGAUGUACGACUGGUUUGACUAUCAUGGCCACAUGUGCAUCUCAUUUGAACUGCUGGCACUCAGCACCUUCGACUUCCUCAAGGACAACAACUACGUGCCCUACUCCAUUGGCCAGGUCCGCCACAUGGGCUACCAGAUCUGCCAUGCUGUCAAGUUUCUCCAUGAUAACAAGCUGACACACACUGACCUGAAGCCAGAGAACAUCCUGUUUGUAAAUUCAGACUACACAAUUACUUACAAUGCUGAAAAGAAGCGUGAUGAGCGGAUAGUGAAGAACACAUCUGUACGCGUGGUGGACUUCGGUAGCGCCACUUUUGAUCACGAGCACCACAGCACCAUUGUGUCUACUCGUCAUUAUCGUGCCCCAGAGGUCAUACUAGAGCUGGGCUGGAGCCAGCCGUGUGAUGUCUGGAGCAUUGGUUGUAUUCUGUUUGAGUACUACCAGGGAUUCACUUUGUUUCAGACUCAUGACAACAGGGAGCACCUGGCCAUGAUGGAGCGGAUACAGGGACCAAUACCAUCCAGGAUGAUCCGCCGGACCAGGAAACAGAAGUACUUCUACCAUGGCCGGUUAGACUGGGACGAGAACUCCUCCGCUGGAAGAUAUGUGAGGGAGAACUGCAAACCGCUGCGGAGGUACGUGCUGUCGGAGGCUGAAGAGCACCACCAACUGUUUGACCUGAUUGAGGGCAUGCUGGAGUAUGAGCCUUCCAAGCGCUUGACACUUGCUGGCUGCCUUCGCCACCCCUUCUUCUUCCCUCUUCGAGAAGGGGGGCUCGGGGCAGACCAGUCAGGCAACAAGACUUGGGAGGGCAACCGUGAUAUCAGUCGGUGACCAAGGGGUGGGGCUGCAGGGGUCUGGACAUGAAAGGGGCACAGCUGAUGUACAAAAUGGACUGUAUGUGGGCAAUAAUACGAGGUGACUGGCAAAGGAUCAGAAAAACAGAAGCCCUACUUCUCCACUCCAUCCUCCUACUUUUCACCUCACUCGCCUUUCCUUCCCUCUUGUUUCUGUCCUGCCUGUCCACUCAUGUGUACUGACCGAAAGAGGGAUGGGCAGUGUGUAAACCUGAGGCAAAAACUGACCUGCUACCUUGUGGUGUAGACUUUGGAAUGACACGCAGGUCACUGUCAGCCAAUCCGAGAUGGUGCCACCCAUAGACUAUUGAUACUGGUGAUUUGACAAGGAAGAUCUGACACCCCAGUCAGUCUUCUUUUAAAGUCUUAACGGGAAGAAGGGAACAGCUUGUUGUUAGAAAAAAGCUGUGCAGAUGGAAGAAGACGAUCAGGGGACCUUUGUGUACUUGCCGAGUGUUCGUGGCUCUUCCAACCAUGCACCCCGGCAGCCGACAAGGCAAUAGGCUGAUGUGCUAGUGCAGUCAGCGGGAUCUGUGAUAUCACCAGCCAGCUAGUACACAGCACACCUGCCAUCUGGAUCUAAUUGUUCGGAGUAAGGUGACACCAUCCAUCAAAGUGAUCGACACUCCACACUGCCACUUGAUUGGCUCUCAUGGGGGAUGUGAUUUUCACAGCGUCAGCUUCUGUCACCAUUUAUCUUUGCUUCCUGUUAAUACAGUAACAAGUUUUGACUGAGGCACACACACACAACACACAGUUUACCUGUUACAAAGAAUUCUAUCUGUGUGACGUUUAAACAAAGCACACAUGGUUGUACCUACUUUUGAUACAUACUCAGUGCUACAGGCAGGACAUCCACACGUUUACAGUAUUUAUUUUGAGAAGCUGGUACUAAGCUUCUUUUUUUUUUUUUGUAUGAAUGGAUUGUGUAUAAAGUGUAUAUACAUACAAUUCUGUAAUAAAAGUCAACUCCUAUAAUGGCC
Molecule: messenger RNA, 2766 nt
Organism: Scleropages formosus (Asian bonytongue)
Lineage: Eukaryota; Metazoa; Chordata; Actinopteri; Osteoglossiformes; Osteoglossidae
Gene: clk2b
Product: CDC-like kinase 2b
Exons: 14
Coding region: 147-1760 (537 amino acids)
Biological process (GO): regulation of RNA splicing; peptidyl-tyrosine phosphorylation
Cellular component (GO): nucleus
Molecular function (GO): protein serine/threonine kinase activity; ATP binding; protein tyrosine kinase activity
Source: RefSeq, a predicted model, not a curated record